AUGGGCUCCAUUUCCGAUGCUCCGGCCCUUGAGAUCCCUCUAAUUAACAUUUCUGGCUAUCUUCGAGGUGACCAAGAGCAGGCAUCACAAAUAGCUAAGGCUCUCCAUUCGGCAUGUCAAUCUCCAGGCUUCUUCCAGAUCACCGGGCAUGGUGUUCCUUCAGAGCUCCGAGCCAAAUUGCUGGCCAAGCUCGCCGAAUUCUUUGCUCUUCCUAUGGCAAUUAAGCAAGGACUGCAUCGAGGUCAGUCCAAGUGUCUACGUGGGUACGAGACUGUCGGGGAGCAAAGGCUCGAGGAAGCCUUUUCCGACCAGAAAGAAGGAUUUAUGAUCGGUCCAGAACUCCCAGCCGAUGGACGCUUCCUCCAGGGCCCCAAUCAGUGGCCCGAUGAGGAAAUUAUACCAGGAUUUCGUGACACAUUUAUGGCUUACUUCAAUGAAGUCCAUAGCCUCAGCAAAGUCAUGUUCCGUCUCAUGGCAUUGAGUCUGGACCUGGAUGAGCACUAUUUUGACGAAUUCGUAAGCACAAUCGCCAUGUGCAGAGCACAUCGAUACCCUCCGACAACGCCUGAGAUGGCCACUAAGUCACGGGGGAUCGGGGCACACACUGAUUUCGGUGCCUUGACCCUGCUGCUCCAGGAUGAUAUUGGCGGCCUCGAAGUAUUCCACAAAACCACAGGAACAUGGCAUGGCGUCCCGCCAGUUCAGGAUGCCUACGUGGUCAAUAUUGGGGAUAUGAUGGAACGAUGGACGAAUAAUUCCUACACUUCAACCCUGCACAGGGUCAUUUCGCCAGUCUGCAACCGCGACCGGUAUUCCGUCGCAUUUUUCAACGAAGGUUUGCUGGAUCAAGUGAUUGAAUGCAUUCCAACUUGUUUGAAGCCGAGUGACAAGCCUCUAUAUGAGCCGAUCAGAGCCGAGGAUCAUUUGCGCACGCGGUAUGGUAAGAGCUAUUAA
This is a messenger RNA of Rhinocladiella mackenziei CBS 650.93, 954 nucleotides long. RefSeq lists its product as uncharacterized. NCBI's taxonomy places the organism in Eukaryota, Fungi, Ascomycota, Eurotiomycetes, Chaetothyriales, Herpotrichiellaceae. The record is from RefSeq and is a predicted model, not a curated record. Bases 1 to 954 code for a protein of 317 amino acids. Gene Ontology annotation, molecular function: dioxygenase activity. The transcript has 4 exons.